Platichthys flesus (European flounder) is the source of this 1210-nucleotide messenger RNA. RefSeq names its product dickkopf WNT signaling pathway inhibitor 3a (gene dkk3a). The record is from RefSeq and is a predicted model, not a curated record. Gene Ontology annotation, molecular function: co-receptor binding; receptor antagonist activity. Lineage: Eukaryota; Metazoa; Chordata; Actinopteri; Pleuronectiformes; Pleuronectidae. The transcript is spliced from 7 exons. Gene Ontology annotation, cellular component: extracellular region. Gene Ontology annotation, biological process: negative regulation of canonical Wnt signaling pathway; multicellular organism development. The coding region runs from base 54 to 914 and encodes 286 amino acids.
CGCCGCACCACACCCUCCUCACAGCGGCAGCAGCAGCAGCACUGACCGGCGUCAUGAUGCGGAUCUCCCUGCUGGUUCUGGCCCUCGCCGCGGUCUGCGACGGCAUCCUCCCCGAGAUCGUGCACCCAGCAGUGGACCACAUCCUGGAGGAUCACCCGGUCCCAGGACUAACGGAGCCGGGCCGGGCGCUGGUGGAGGUGGAGCAGCUGCAGGAGGCUCCGCAGCGAAACCCCCAGGAUGCGACUCACCCAAAAGACGUCGACAGUGUGAGCCCCGAUCCCAGUAACCUUCCUCCAGAUCAUCACAAUGAAUCCGCUUCUGAUAAAGUGAUUGAUGAUGAAUCCGCCCACACAUCAUCGGUGGACCUGGAGAGCCACAACGUGACCACCACAACCAUCCCAGACAGUGACCUGGGAAACACCAUCGAGCAUGGAUGCGUCGGUGAUGAGGACUGUGGGAAGGGAAGGUAUUGCCGUAAUGUCAUGCACGGCUCCAAGUGUUUGCCUUGCAAAGCAACCGAUGUGCCGUGCACUAAAGACGAGGAGUGCUGUGCUGAUGAGCUGUGUGUGUGGGGUCAGUGCAGCCCGAAUGCGACCAAAGGAGACGCUGGCAGCACUUGUCAGUACCAGACGGACUGCAGCCCUGACCUCUGCUGUGCUUUCCAUAAAGCCCUGCUCUUCCCUGUGUGCUUGGCCAAGCCCAUUGAGCGUGAGCGCUGCUUCGGUGCCUCCAACCACCUGGCGGAGCUGUUGUCCUGGGACAGUCAGGACAAGGGACCACGGAAGCACUGCCCCUGUUUAGGAGAUCUCCACUGCCAGCAACUGGGGAGAGGGUCCAUGUGUCUGAAAGGAGAAGACUCUAGUGAAGAGGACAUGGCAGACACACUAUACUCAGAGAUAGACUACAUCAUCUAGACACAGCUUAAUUUGAUUCACACUGCCUUUGCAACAACUAGACUGAGAUCUCCUCCACUCUAGAGCUUUGCACUUUCUGUUAUCAAGCUCAAUCCAAAGUCAAAAAGUAAUACAUCACUGAAAGUAGAGAAAAAUAAAUGUAUUUUAUUUGCUUGCAAUUAAGACCUGAAGUUAAUAAUUCUGGUGUUCAUGGUGUCUGAAAAUGUAGAUAUAAAAGUCUUUAAGAAAAAGACAGGAAACUGUGACAAUAAUAAACACCGGUUUCUUCUAUUUACUGCAAUUCUAUAUUUUAUCAU